UGGGAGAUGGGUGCUAGCUGUGGUCCUUCGGUGAAUGCAAACAAAAAAGACGGACACAGGAGUUACUCUCCAGGUCAGGUUAUCAUCACUGAUAAUUGUCAGCCAGAGCUUCAGAAGAAGCGAGCUUGUGAAGGCCGGGAUCAGCGACAGUGAGGCCCCUGCACCUGCCUUCUAGGAGGCAGAAGUGAAGUGGCUGAGGAUCGGAAGGAUGGUGCAGUCCUGUUCUGCCUACGGCUGCAAGAACAGAUAUGAUAAGGAUAAGCCGGUUUCUUUUCAUAAAUUUCCUCUUACUCGACCCAGUCUUUGUAAAAAAUGGGAGGAAGCUGUCAGAAGAAAAAACUUUAAACCCACCAAGUACAGCAGUAUCUGUUCAGAGCAUUUUACUCCAGACUGCUUUAAGAGGGAAUGCAAUAACAAGUUACUGAAAGACAACGCUGUACCUACAAUAUUUCUUUGUACUGAGCCUCAUGACAAGAAGGAAGAUCUUUUGGAGCCACAAGAACAGCUUCCCCCACCUCCCUUAACACCUCCCAUUUCGCAAGUUGAUCCUGCUAUGGGCUUACUAAUGCCUCCUCUUCAGACCCCUGACAAUCUCUCCGUUUUCUGUGACCACAACUAUACUGUGGAAGAUACAAUGCACCAAAGGAAAAGGAUUCUUCAGCUAGAGCAACAGGUUGAAAAGCUCAGGAAGAAGCUCAAGACUGCCCAGCAGCGAUGCAGAAGGCAAGAAAGACAGCUUGAGAAGUUAAAGGAAGUUGCACACUUUAAGAAAGAGAAAGAUGACAUUUCAGAAAGAGGUUAUGUGAUUCUGCCACACGACUAUUUUGAAAUUGUUGAAGUGCCAGCAUAAAAGGAUGAAUGUAUAUUAAUCUUUAAUGGGGCAAGACCUCUUUAGUCUAAACAGGAUUUUCAUCUGAAAACACAAGUUGAUUACUUGGAUAAAACAAUUCAUACUAUUUUUUUAAAAUAAAUUAGAUAUAUACUAAAGUUUUUGGUUGUAAUUUCAGAGUUUUUACAUUUUAACAAAAUAUUUAAAAAGUUAUACUAAAAACAUUGCCAAUGUAAGGUGGUUUCAAGAUUGGAAAUUUUUCUCUUGAGUAUUUAUAGAAAUAAUGUACAAAGAGUAGAAUGAUAACAGUGCAGUAAAGAUGAUUUAAGUUUAGAAUUUAAUGAGUAUUCUUUAUUGGCAGGACUUGGUUAUGUUUUAAAUCAUGAAUAUCGGAAGUAUGUAACUGCGUUCACUUAUUUGUGGUCAGAAGGUUGGUUUAUUUUUUCUGACUCACUUGUCAAGGAUAAAUUGGCAAGUAUUUGAAAAGUAUUUGGCUGUUAGCAGAAAAGUCAUUUCAUCUCUAAAUAAAUUCAUAAAGGACAGAUUUUUUAAAUGUAGACCCUUCUUUUCUAUCCCAGUAUUAUAAAAUUACAAGUGUAUCCUCAAUAGAAAAACAUACUUGAACAAAAAAAAAUAUGGCACUGUUGUCAGUGAAAUAAAAAUUUAAACC
This is a messenger RNA of Perognathus longimembris pacificus (Pacific pocket mouse), 1499 nucleotides long. It is a transcript of the gene Thap1, whose product is annotated as THAP domain containing 1. Bases 209 to 850 code for a protein of 213 amino acids. Lineage: Eukaryota; Metazoa; Chordata; Mammalia; Rodentia; Heteromyidae. Gene Ontology annotation, molecular function: sequence-specific DNA binding. The record is from RefSeq and is a predicted model, not a curated record. The transcript is spliced from 3 exons.